AUGGGGCUGAGCUAUGGGCUUGUCAUCUGCUUUCUGCUCUGGGGAGGCACAGGACUGUGCUACCCCCAGCCCCUCUGGCAAGGUGGGACCCUCCUCCCCAUGACAUCUAAGCUGCCCGUGGUGGUGAAGUGUCUGGAGGCCCAGCUGGUGGUCACUGUCAGCAAAGACCUUUUUGGUACCGGGAAGCUCAUCCGGCCUGCAGACCUCACCCUGGGCCCCGAGAACUGUGAGCCGCUUGUCUCUAUGGACACGGAUGAUAUGGUCAGGUUUGAGGUUGGGCUGCAUGAGUGUGGCAACGGCGUGCAGGUGACCGAGGACGCCCUGGUGUACAGCACCUUCCUGCUCCACAACCCGCGCCCCACGGGAAACCUGUCCAUCCUGAGGACUAACCGCGCAGAGGUUCCCAUCGAGUGUCGCUACCCCAGGCAGGGCAACGUGAGCAGCCAGGCCAUCCUGCCCACCUGGGUGCCCUUCAGGACCACGAUGUUCUCAGAGGAGAAGCUGGUUUUCUCUCUGCAACUGAUGGAAAAGGACUGGGGCGCUGAGAAGAGGUCCCCCACCUUCCAGCUGGGAGAAAUAGCCCACCUCCAGGCCGACGUCCACACUGGCAGUCACGUGCCACUGCGACUGUUCGUGGACCACUGUGUGGCCACACUGACGCCAGACCGGAACACCUCCCCUUAUCACACCAUCGUGGACUUCCACGGUUGUCUCGUGGACGGUCUCUCCGAUGCCUCUUCUGCUUUCAAAGCCCCCAGACCUGGGCCAGAGACCCUCCAGUUCACAGUAGAUGUGUUCCACUUUGCCAAUGACUCCAGAAACACGGUAUAUAUCACCUGCCAUCUGAAGGUCACUCCGGCUGGCCAAGUCCCAGACCAACUAAACAAAGCCUGUUCCUUCAGCAAGUCCUCGAAUAGCUGGUCCCCAGUAGAAGGCCCUGCUGAUAUCUGUCAAUGUUGUCGCAAUGGCAGCUGUGGCAGUCCAGGCCUUUCCAGCAAGCUGUCCCACCCAGUGAGACAGUGGCACAAGUCUGCUUCCCGCAAUCGCAGGCAUGUGACAGAAGAAGCAGACGUCACGGUGGGCCCGCUGAUCUUCCUGGGAAAGGCCAAUGACCGUGCUGUGGAGGGGUCGACCUCUUCUCCCACCUCUCUGAUGCUGGGCCUGGGCCUGGGCCUGGCCGCGAUGGGAUCCCUGACCCUGGCUGUCAUUGUGCUGGGUCUUGCCAGGAGCCGCCAGGCUGCUUCCCACCCUGUGGUGUGCCCUGUGUCUGCUUCCCAAUAA
Molecule: messenger RNA, 1281 nt
Organism: Diceros bicornis minor
Lineage: Eukaryota; Metazoa; Chordata; Mammalia; Perissodactyla; Rhinocerotidae
Gene: ZP3
Product: zona pellucida glycoprotein 3
Exons: 8
Coding region: 1-1281 (426 amino acids)
Biological process (GO): binding of sperm to zona pellucida; egg coat formation; positive regulation of acrosome reaction
Cellular component (GO): extracellular matrix
Molecular function (GO): acrosin binding
Source: RefSeq, a predicted model, not a curated record